GGUGUUUGUGAAGUUUCGCUUCAGUUUCUGAUAUUUUCAGGCGUUUUAACUUCACAAUUGUGACAAAAUGUAGGAAAUCUUCGAUCCAAAACCUUAGAUAUUCGUUUUAUAGCAUAAAACAAGUAGCUUAGUGAUGUCUGUAAGUUGAAAGACGCUCUGUCUGCAGUCAUGUGAUCACGACAAGCAGCUUUGGAUUCCUCGCUAAAUCUCGCUUUAGAUUGAAGUUCUAUAAGAUUUACAUAGAGCAAAAUUAAAGGCAGAAACAUGUUUACAUCAAUAUAUUGUUGAACGAUGGAUGAGAAGGAACGGAAUUACUGCUGUCUGUUACUGCUGCUUUCAAGGGUAGGCCUGGAAAAGUUACGUCAGUUAUUCAUUAAUGAAUGGAAUUCUGCUGGUGGCUUUGUCCCAUGGACUGAUUGUCCUCAGAAUGGCACUGACUUGUUGACGAAGUUCACCCCACUUCCUUAUGAAAGAGCCAAAGUCCAGUCAGGUGACACAACCACAUGGGAUUUAUCUCUAUUUGUCAAAGCUCUGUUGUACUCCGCACCACCAUUUGUACCUAGGUCCAAAACAGCUUUAUUUGCUGGUUUGAAGUGUUUGAUUGAUACUAGAAACACCCUUUGCCACACUGGCAAUGGUAAGAUUGAAUCAGCAGAGUUUGACAUUCUGUAUGCUGAUUCUUGUAAAGCAUUGUCGUUAGUUGGUGCUUUGCCAAGUGACUUCAAGAAAGUUGAGAGAGAUGUGAAGCAGCAGUGGAGUGAAGUUUUAUCUCUAGUAAAACAGUGUGCAUCACAAGAUACAGACAUCCUGCAAGGACUUGGCAUAAUAAACAGCAAGCUUGAUGAUCUGCAGAGGGGAGUAGACAAAGUACAGCUUGGCCAGGAGGAGAUCCUCAAACAAAUUCAAAAUCUUAGCAAACCAUCAACAUGUACAAGCAAAGAUGCAGAAGAAGACAUCAACAACCACAAGGAAGCGAUAACAAAGCAAACAGAUUUGCUACCAAAAGGACCCGAUCAAUCGAGACUGAAAACUGACGAUAUUUUCACUAAUUUAACUGUCUACCAAGGCAAACAAAAAUCUCGAAAAGAAAAAGCUCAAGGUCGAUAUAUUAAUCUUGAGACACUUUUUGGUACGGUGUACGCUAAUAACGUGAUUAAGAAGAUGGAAAUACUGAAUAAUAGGGAUAAACACAACACAUCUAAUUAGAGUGUUCUAACAUGCAUUUUAGUUGUGUUGUAAUGUCAUCAUUCCAAUAUAUAGCUAUCAGUUA
Molecule: messenger RNA, 1270 nt
Organism: Exaiptasia diaphana
Lineage: Eukaryota; Metazoa; Cnidaria; Anthozoa; Actiniaria; Aiptasiidae
Exons: 6
Coding region: 292-1206 (304 amino acids)
Source: RefSeq, a predicted model, not a curated record